Pseudomassariella vexata is the source of this 2042-nucleotide messenger RNA. RefSeq lists its product as uncharacterized. Lineage: Eukaryota; Fungi; Ascomycota; Sordariomycetes; Amphisphaeriales; Pseudomassariaceae. The coding region runs from base 276 to 1757 and encodes 493 amino acids. Gene Ontology annotation, molecular function: poly(A) binding. Gene Ontology annotation, cellular component: cytoplasm; nucleus. The transcript has 2 exons. Gene Ontology annotation, biological process: regulation of mRNA stability. The record is from RefSeq and is a predicted model, not a curated record.
AGCUGGGCAAGGUUCGAGAGUCACGUCUCCAGUCAAAUCGCCUUUGAUGUGAAUCUGGUAUCAAGAAAGCCUUUCUACGCCAUUCCUUCAUUCGUCUUACCGUUUUCGACAACCACCCCAGCUCGAAUCUGUCAAAAUCAGCUAUUACCGCGAUUUCGUCGUUUUCGACCUCGACCCAUUAACCCAGUCGCCACAUCUUCCGCUCUUGCCCUGCAGCAACGCGACGCAGAUUCUUACAUUUCUGCACCAUCCGCGCUUUUGUUGCCGCUGAUACUAUGUCGAUCGAGAGCAACACUCCACUGGCGGAGGCCCUUGGCUCUGUCAUCAAGCCAAAGCUGAUCGAGAAUGGAUGGGCUACCGAAGAUAAUGACCAGCCAAUGGCUGAGUACAUCGUCAUGAUGUUGGUCAAUGGCAAGACGCAAGACGAAAUCGCGACCGAGCUUGCCGGCGAGAUUCUAGGUCUGGGAUCCGAUGACCCGACCGUCAGAGACUUUGCGCGCUGGACUUUCGAGCAGAUUCAAGCUCUUAAUGCUCAACAAAAUGGCGGCGCAUUCGCCCAAGGGCCACAGGAUGCUGUAACUACAAUGGAUCAAGACAUGGACAUGUCUACAGGCAUUGAUGCCACCGAGUUCAAUGCUCCCACGGGUCCUAAGUCGAUGCGCAAUGGCGAUGCUCGAGGCGGCGCACGCGGGAAGCGUAUGCUCAACAAUUUAAACCGGGCCAUGGAUCGCACUCACGAGAAUGUCCUUCACCGCGUUCGAGGCAACGAAAGGAUCGCUGCGCACAACCGAACACCCCCUACAGGCCCUCGAGGAGCUGGCGGUCGCAACAGUCGUGCCACGAACAACCGCGCGAGCACCAUAGCGCACGGCAUGGCGCAACAGAUGCCUGGAAUGCCCGGCGCAAUGAAUGGCAUGAAUGAUAUGAACUGGAUGAUGCCGCCAGGUGCCCAGGGAGGUGACAUAUUCGCACUACUUCAACAACAGAAUCAAAUGAUGGCCGCCCUAUCUCAGCAACUGGCAGCAAGCCAAAGCCCCAACUCACACGGUAACAACGGUCGGGGACGUGGCAAAUCGUUAUUUGAGCGAACACAACGUGGCAAUUUUCGAGGUCGCAGUGGAUAUCACGGAAAUGGGCAACACGCGCAACCGAAUGAAUCUGCCGAUGCCAACGGAGCAACCGCCGAAGGGGGCGAUAUCGAUAUGUCGCAGUCUCGAGUAGACUCCAACCCUGCAACGACCGUCUGCAAGUACAACUUGAAGUGUACGAACAAGGACUGCAAGUUUGCGCAUCAGUCCCCGGCGGCACCACCCGGUAUCACCGUAGAUGUCACUGACGUCUGCACCUAUGGCGCCGCUUGCAAGAACUUCAAGUGCGUUGGCAACCAUCCCUCACCAGCGACUCGGCGGGCACAUCAGAGCGAGCAGGAAUGCAAGUUCUUCCCCAACUGUACCAACCCGAAGUGCCCGUUCAAGCAUCCCGACAUGCCAAUCUGCCGGAACGGUGCCGAUUGCAAGGUGGAAGGCUGCAAUUUUACCCAUAUCCAGACGGUUUGCAGAUUCAACCCCUGUACCAACCGAUACUGCCACUUUAAGCAUGAGGAUGGACAACGCGGUACCUUCCAGGAUAAGGUGUGGACUCCCGCCUCAGGCACAGGUGCCAAGGAUCACGUGAGCGAGCGGAAGUUUGUCGACCAGAACGAAACGGAAGAGCUGGUCAUGCCGGGCGGAUCUGCCGAGAUGGACGGCGUCGCAUAGGAGAGGGGUCCAGUCCUCGAGGUGUCGUCUGACGUAGGCGAAGGCUAGAUUAUGCCAAGCAGUGCAAGCAGUGGAAUAAUGAUGAGCGAGAGGAAGCAUUAUCCCUCUGGGAUAGCAAAAUCUGUAUACUAUGAGGAGCGGGAUGUGGUCGUUGCCGUGACAGACGCGAGGUCAUUGUUUUGGGCGUUGGAGGAAUCAAUCUUAGAUGUCUACAGGUUUUAGGAAAAGUCAGGGACUUUUUUCGAGCGCAUUUUACAAUAUACCCAUGCAUUACUGUGAUUAUUU